AUGUUGCGUGUGAUACUCAUUAGUAUCUUGGCUGGUAUCGCUGCAUCAACUCUAUACAUGCACUUCCAAAGCCCCCCUCCGUUACCAGACAUCGACCUGGAAGAGUGGUGGGGGCCAAAGCUAGACAAAUCUAAGUACAACGACAGUAUUGUACCUUUUCAAGUGCAGUUCAGUAAUUCGACGAUCAGAGACAUCAAGUAUCGUUUAAAAACUCGUCCUCCGCUGACUCCGCCACUAGAAGGGAUAGCUUUCGAAUAUGGCUUCAACAGCAAGCAGCUGGAGUCGUGGCUGAAGUACUGGGCGGAGGAAUAUCCAUUCAGCGAUCGUGAAAAGUAUAUAAACCAAUACAAACAUUACAAGACAAACAUUCAAGGAUUGGAUAUACACUUCGUGAGAGUAACCCCAGAGGUCCCUCCAGGUAAAGAGGUGGUACCACUGCUGUUACUGCAUGGCUGGCCAGCGUCCUUCCUGGAGUUCUAUGAUGCCAUACCACUUCUUACCGCCGUGAAUAAGGACAGGGAUUUCGCAGUUGAGCUGAUUAUUCCUAGCCUGCCUGGUUAUGGAUUUUCUAGUGGUGCAGUGCGUCCUGGUCUUGCGGCGGAUAAGAUCGCUAUCGUACUCAGAAACCUGAUGUCUAGACUAGGUCACAAGAAGUACUACGUCCAAGGGGGAGAUUGGGGUGCAUUGAUAGGCAGCAUCAUGGCUACAUUCUUUCAAAAGGAAGUGUUAGGAUACCACACGAAUUUUGCAACGUUGGCGACUCCAUGGUCCUCGACACUUCGUUUAUUGGGCUCAAUCUAUCCCCCCCUCGUGGUCAGUACUGAUUUGGCUGACAGAAUGUACCCCUUGGGAGAACGCUAUAGCUACAGUUUGCAAGAGACGGGAUAUAUGCACAUUCAGGCCACUAAGCCAGAUACAGUGGUGAUGCACGUAAUUGAGAUUAAUGCAUGA
Molecule: messenger RNA, 951 nt
Organism: Zerene cesonia (dogface butterfly)
Lineage: Eukaryota; Metazoa; Arthropoda; Insecta; Lepidoptera; Pieridae
Product: juvenile hormone epoxide hydrolase-like
Exons: 7
Coding region: 1-951 (316 amino acids)
Biological process (GO): epoxide metabolic process
Molecular function (GO): epoxide hydrolase activity
Source: RefSeq, a predicted model, not a curated record